Messenger RNA from Tetrahymena thermophila SB210, 351 nucleotides. RefSeq names its product aldo/keto reductase family oxidoreductase. The transcript has a single exon. The record is from RefSeq and is a predicted model, not a curated record. NCBI's taxonomy places the organism in Eukaryota, Ciliophora, Oligohymenophorea, Hymenostomatida, Tetrahymenidae.
AUGAAAAGAAUAUAUAGUUAGUAUUUUGCUGAAGACAAAAAAGAAAAACUGUUAAAGCUCCUUAAUGCUCUAGGAAACAUUGCUAUGAUAUUAAAAUAUACUUAAUCAUAAUUAGCUAUGGCUUGGGUUCUUGCAAAUACAGAUGUUUCUUCUGCAAUCACAAGUGCUACUAGACCUGAAUAACUUGAUGACAUAGUUAAAUCUGUGUAAGUUGUGAAAUUAAUAACACCUGAAGUGAACAAAGAAAUAAAUGCAAUUUUAGGUAACAAGUCUAUGUGUGGAAUAGAUGAUAAAACAUAUGGACUUAAAAAAUACAAGAAGAGAUUUAAUGUUAUUAAAAAUUAAUAUUGA